CAUCGUUAAAAAGAAGAUAUGCUCAUCUUUCCUACUGUCGGUAUGUCAUUCAAAAUUCGUUUAUUAUGUUUUUUUGCCAGCGAUAUUCAUAACAUUCCAAAUAAAGUAAGAAGAAGAAAUCUACGAAAAGAAAGAAGGAAAAUAACGGCUGAAUAACCUUGCCAUGCGCCCAUGACUUAUUUUAUCUAUACUUGGCUGUGUGCCAUGAGUUGUAAACAACUAAGAUGACGCGCUAUGAUAAGAGAUAACCAACGGGUCUCUUUUGGAGGUGGUUUCUGGGCAGCAGCGUUGUGCUUGGGCAGAUCAGACAAUACAUAAAAAGAGCCCCGAAACUGUGAACUCUAUUGAGUUGGUUGGCAGCAAGUCAAGAAGUUGAAGCAACAAUGAGUCUCUCCGCUAAGGACAAGGCAAUUGUCAAGGCCUUUUUUGGCAAGGUUGCCGGCAGGGCAGAGGAUGUUGGCAACGAGGCACUUUCCAGGUAGUUACAAUUAUUUAAUUAUUUACUACAAGUAAUUGAUCACUACAAGUAUUUAAGACCUUUGAAUAACUUGUGAAUGGUUGAAAACUCCUUACCAUACACGUGCGAAAAAAUGGUACUCGCGCGUAAAUGGAACUCUCUUUUUCCAAUUCAUAUCAAGUUAAAAGAGUGGGGUCGUAUAGUACAACGAGAAACAUGCCACGCAUAAACGAAGUAUGUUUUCAACCUCCCAGGACGCUGGUGGUGUACCCCCAGACCAAGACAUAUUUCUCCCAUUGGAAGGACCUGAGCCCCGGCUCUGCCCCGGUCAGGAAGCACGGUGGGACCGUUAUGGGAGGCGUCCUGGGUGCCAUUGAGAAGAUUGACGACCUUAGUGCUGGUCUUCUUACCCUCAGCGAGUUGCACGCCUUCAUGUUGAGAGUGGAUCCUGCCAACUUCAAGAUCUUCAACCACAACAUGCUGGUGACGCUGGCCAUGAUGUUCCCUGACGAUUUCACCCCUGAGGUGCACGUGGCCACUGACAAGUUUCUGGCCCAGUUGGCCCUGGCUCUGUCUGAGAAGUACCGUUAGGCAAUGAGCCAGAUUUCCACUUGACAAUCUUUGUAGGGUGCCAAUUUAAAUGAAAAGAUGCAAUAAAUGAAUCCUACCGAUCGAAUCUGAAACGUUGUUGUCCUUGGUGAUUAAUCGUAGGCUAUAUGUUUUUUAAUGUUUAGCUACUUAUUUAUUUAAUUGAUAGACCUAGAUUAUUGAUUGUGAAAUAAUUACACAAAUAUAUCCACUAUCCACAAAGUUGAAACUUCCACUACUCCACUGUGGGUCCACAAUGCCAUUAAUAGUUAUAGCAAUUAUUAUAGUGAUAGGUAACCACCACCUUCAUUGUCAUUAUUAUGAUCAUUAUUAUCAUUAUUAGGCUACCAUUUUUACAUCACAAUCAUUAUGA
Oncorhynchus kisutch (coho salmon) is the source of this 1418-nucleotide messenger RNA. Its product is annotated as hemoglobin embryonic subunit alpha-like. Gene Ontology annotation, molecular function: heme binding; peroxidase activity; organic acid binding. Gene Ontology annotation, cellular component: haptoglobin-hemoglobin complex; blood microparticle; hemoglobin complex. Gene Ontology annotation, biological process: oxygen transport; hydrogen peroxide catabolic process. The record is from RefSeq and is a predicted model, not a curated record. The transcript has 2 exons. Bases 608 to 1048 code for a protein of 146 amino acids. NCBI's taxonomy places the organism in Eukaryota, Metazoa, Chordata, Actinopteri, Salmoniformes, Salmonidae.